Messenger RNA from Mytilus californianus (California mussel), 1050 nucleotides. Its product is annotated as papilin-like. The record is from RefSeq and is a predicted model, not a curated record. Gene Ontology annotation, cellular component: cell surface; plasma membrane. Bases 82 to 1050 code for a protein of 322 amino acids. Gene Ontology annotation, molecular function: serine-type endopeptidase inhibitor activity. Lineage: Eukaryota; Metazoa; Mollusca; Bivalvia; Mytilida; Mytilidae. The transcript is spliced from 7 exons.
AUGUUUGUAUAAAUGUAAUAUAAGGAAUAUUUCUAACGGCAUAUUUUAUAUAGCGUGUGACGCUAUAGUUGAACGGCUAUCAUGGCUAGUUAUUUAUUCAUUAUUCUUUUUUGUGGCAUUUGGAAUGCAAUAGUCGGUACUUCAGUAGUCCAACAAUGUCCUCAAAUAUAUCCAUUCAAAUGUCCAAAGUUGUUUGUGAAUAAAUGUGGCCACUUGAAUACUUGUCCAAAAGGUCAAAACUGUUGUCCAUUUGCUUCACCUACAGCAUGCGGUAAACACUGUGUUGGUGGCGGAGGUCCAGCGCCGCCACCACCGCAUCCACCGGUGUUACCACCAACAACAGAUAUUUGUAGCCUGCCCAAGAGUAGAGGUCCAUGUCGUGGGCACAUAACCAGAUACUUUUUUGAUACUCACAGAAGAAGAUGUCACAGAUUUUCUUAUGGUGGAUGCAAAGGAAAUGCAAACAAUUUUGCUUCACAUCAUGAAUGUACCAAGCGAUGUUACACAGGCUUUACAUGUGACGCACCUAUUGUGAAAGGAACCUGUCAUUGGCAUGCUCGACGAUGGGGAUAUGAUAAACAGAAAGGAAGGUGUAUUCUGUUUUGGUACUCUGGGUGUGGUGGUAAUGGUAAUAACUUCCCAAACAGACACGAAUGCAACAAACAAUGCAAAAAACACAAUCCUCACACACAUUGCAAGCCAACUUACUGUAAAUGUAGAUAUGGCCAAGUUUACGAGACAGAUAGCAACGGAUGUAAAAUUUGUAAAUGUAAACCCUCGCCAUGCCUGCCAUACGCAUGCCCGAAAACGUGCAACAAUGGUUAUGAUUAUCAGACGGACAGCAAUGGAUGCAAGAUUUGUAAAUGCAAACCUUGGACAUGCAAGCCAACGUAUUGCCCGAAAUGCCAAUACGGUGUUACAUAUGAGACAGAUAGCAACGGAUGCAAAGUUUGUAAAUGUAAAACCUAUGACUGCCCAACACCAUCUUGUCCAAAACACUGUCCAUAUGGCGUCGAAUACGUAACAGAUAGUCACGGAUAUGGAAAAUAG